AUGACUUCUGAAGUGAAAGACUUCUAUGAUGGUUUCCAAACGACUCCUUGUCGCCCAAGACUUUUUGAUGAUUUUGACAUGUUCGAUAGUAUUGGGAUGCCCCAGCCUACCCCUCGGCGUGAAUUGAUUAUUGAAGACGACACACCUGUGCCUACUGUAGCAGCCGCGUGUAAUGUUACCCUUCGCAUAUCGAAGUUUGAUGGUAUUGAUUGUUCAAAAGUUGACCAAUUCCUUGCAGAAUUUAAUUUAAGUGCAACAUUAGACGGCAUCAAAUCUGACUCUCAAAAGAUUGCUGCUUUCCAUCUGUGUUUGAAAGGCCCUGCUGCAAAAUGGUUCUUAUAUUUAGAAGAUUCCUCGAAAACCGACUGGCGGAAUUUUAUGAGGGCUUUUAUGAGUAGAUUUUCCAGUGACAGUGACAACAUGAAGCUUGCUGAAAAUGUCGCAUUCAAUAACAUUACUCUUUUACCCAAAAUGAGUUUAACCGAACUUCAUUCUCUGAUAUUGGAAAAGGGAUCCAAGCUGAAGAAGACGGAAUUUGAUUUUAUUUCUAAAUUUAUUGACAGUUUACCUCCAACUUUGUCAUUUUUUGUUAGAGCUAGAAAUCCGAAUACCUUACUUUCUGCUUUAAAUGCAGCACAGAUGGGUGAAUUAUAUGGUUAUAGUGUAAAUUCUAAACAUGUUAACUAUCAGAAUGUACCACCAUUUAAUCAUAAUUAUGCUCCUUUAUCCCAACAAUUACCUAUGCCAAUUUAUCAAGUCCCACCCCAUUCAAGCUCCACUCUAUGCUCAGACUGCCCCAUUGCCACACACCCCUAUCCCAUUGUCCAAUCCACCUAUGCAUUAUGA
Molecule: messenger RNA, 846 nt
Organism: Lottia gigantea (owl limpet)
Lineage: Eukaryota; Metazoa; Mollusca; Gastropoda; Lottiidae
Exons: 1
Coding region: 1-846 (281 amino acids)
Source: RefSeq, a predicted model, not a curated record